This is a messenger RNA of Daphnia pulex (common water flea), 3337 nucleotides long. RefSeq names its product gamma-aminobutyric acid type B receptor subunit 1-like (gene GABA-B-R1). The transcript is spliced from 18 exons. Gene Ontology annotation, biological process: G protein-coupled receptor signaling pathway; gamma-aminobutyric acid signaling pathway. The record is from RefSeq and is a predicted model, not a curated record. Gene Ontology annotation, molecular function: G protein-coupled GABA receptor activity. The coding region runs from base 293 to 3112 and encodes 939 amino acids. NCBI's taxonomy places the organism in Eukaryota, Metazoa, Arthropoda, Branchiopoda, Diplostraca, Daphniidae. Gene Ontology annotation, cellular component: membrane; G protein-coupled receptor heterodimeric complex.
GAAAUCAAUAAAACCUCUGCCUCCCUACGACCCUACCUUACAGUCCACGGUUAGUAGUUCACCACUCACCAUUGAUACGUCUGCCAAUUUGAAAAAGGAAUUCAAAAAUGAAUUUGUUGUCCCCAGUUGAUUUCAAAUAUUUGAUUUCACCGUAAUGACGCAAGCUUAUUCACUGUGGAAUCGACUCGUUCAAUGAAAUCUACCACAUUAUUUUGAACUGACAGCAAGAAGUGUAGUGAAAGAGAUUGUAGCCUGGACUUUCUCUGUCAUAUUGUUCACUUUACUUCCCAAAAUGUCAGGAUUCCGGUUGAUAGUUUCUAUCGUUUUUGCUCUUGUUACUGUAAGCCAUUGCCACAAAUGGCCUCCCAAAACUAAAGUACUUCAUAUAGGAGGAAUUUUCCCAAUUAAUGGAACUGAAGGAUGGCAAGGGGGCAUGGCUUGUCAACCUUCAGCUAUGAUGGCUUUAGAUGACGUUAACUCCAGAUUUGAUCUUCUACCCGGUUAUAAACUCAAAUUACAUUGGAAUGACAGUGAGUGUGAACCAGGACUAGGGGCAUUGGUUAUGUACGAUCUUCUGUACAAACCUCCACAGAAACUUAUGCUUUUGGCUGGAUGCUCCACAGUUUGCACAACAGUGGCUGAAGCAGCAAAAAUGUGGAAUCUUGUUGUGUUAUCAUAUGGUGCUAGUUCCCCGGCCCUUUCCAAUAGGCAGCGAUUUCCUACACUAUUCAGAACUCAUCCUUCCGCCACCGUUCAUAAUCCCACACGCGUCAAAAUCCUUCAAAACUUUGGCUGGUCUCGGAUAGCUAUUCUUCAACAGGCCGAAGAAGUUUUCAUAUCGACUGUGGAAGAUCUGGAAACCCGAUGCCGGGAAUCAGGAAUCGAAAUCGUAACGCGCCAAAGUUUCCUCAACGAUCCUAGUGAAUCCGUACGAAACCUCCGGCGUCAAGAUGCCCGAAUUAUUGUUGGAUUGUUUUACGUGGUGGCUGCCCGCCGAGUCUUGUGCGAAAUGUACAAACAGGGAUUGUACGGCUCGAGCUACGUAUGGUUUUUUAUCGGCUGGUAUGAAGACAAUUGGUACGAAGCCAAUCUCUCCCAGGAGAAAAUCGAAUGCACCCGCGAGCAAAUGAAAGAGGCAGCCGAGGGACAUUUGACCACCGAAGCGCUGAACUGGAAUCAAGAUAACCAAAAAACGAUAUCGGGAAUGACGGUUGAAGAUUAUCGCAAGCGACUCAACAACGAGCUGCUGAAGAACGGCCACGAUGUUAAUAUCCGUUUUCCGGACGGAUAUCAAGAAGCGCCCCUCGCCUACGACGCAGUUUGGGCGGUUGCCCUGGCGUUAAAUCGAACGAUGCAUCGACUGGCUGAAAGAGGUCGAUCACUGGACGAUUUUACUUACAACGAUGCAAUUAGUGCCGGCGAAAUUUAUUCGGCUAUGAACGCUACCCAGUUUCUCGGAGUCUCGGGAACGGUGGCCUUCAGUUCAAAAGGUGAUCGUAUUGCCUGGACUCUGAUUGAACAAAUGAUCAACGGCCAAUACAACAAAGUGGGCUAUUACGACACACAAACGGACAACUUGACUUGGCUGGCAGAAGCGCGUUGGAUCAACGGGAAAAUCCCUCAAGAUCGAACCAUCAUUAUUGAUAAAUUGAGGACGGUUUCGUUUGGGCUGUUUGUUACCAUGAGUCUCGUUUCCAGCGUGGGUAUCGCCGCCGCCAUUGGCCUCAUAAUAUUCAACGUGGUCUACCGAGAACAAAAAUUGAUCGAGUUAUCUCAACCGGCGUGCAAUAAUGUUAUGCUCGUUGGCAUCGUCCUGCUGCUGAGCAGCGUCAUUCUCCUCGGGAUGGAUGGCGAUACGGUGCCAGUCGUCCAUUUUCCCGUCGUUUGCCAAUUGAGAGCUUGGCUUCUGUGUCUCGGAUUUACUUUGGCUUUCGGCGCCAUGUUCUCCAAGGUGUGGCGAGUCCAUCGGCAAUCAACGAAAUCGAAAGAAGAGACCAGCAAAAUGAAAGAAAAGAAAAGCAGAACCCAGUCGGCUAAAGCAAAGGUUGAUUGGGUGCUGGUUGGAUUAAGUUGUAUUGACGUCAUCAUCCUCACCAUCUGGGCCAUAGUCGAUCCUCAGAUGCGCAUGGUAGAGAAUUUCCAAUUAGAGAAUCCCUCUGAUACCGAGAAGGAUAUCAAGAUCCGGCCCAGCAUGGAGCACUGCGAAAGCAAACAUCAAAACAUUUGGCUAGGUGUCGUCUACGGUUACAAAGGACUUUUGUUGAUUUUCGGUCUCUUUUUGGCCUAUGAAACGCGUAGCAUGAAAGUUCGUUCCAUCAACGAUUCCCGCUACGUGGGCAUGUCGAUUUACAACGUGGUGGUUCUCUGUCUGAUCACGGCACCCGUCAGUCUGGUCAUCUCCUCCCAGGCGGACGCUUCAUUCGCAUUUGUCACGGCCGCCUUGGCAUUUUGCUGCUUCAUCUCCAUGGCCCUCAUCUUCUUGCCCAAGGUGGUGGAAGUGGUUCGUAAUCCGGACAGGCCAGGUGACGGUGACGACGAGACGGAUCAGACGGUCUCGAAAGAAGAAGAGGAACGCUACCGCAAAUUGCAGCAAGAGAACGAGCAGCUCCAGCAGCUGAUUGCCUCCCGCGAGCACAAAUUGAAGCUGCUCAAUCAGCGGCUCCUUGAACGCAACGCCUCGGCCAAUGUCAACGGGGUCACGGCUAAUCCGGCCGUCGUCAGCCCAUCCAACAACGCCAGCACGAACGUCUCCACUCCGGUCAUGAGCGGGCCGGCUCGGACUACAACUAUUCACCUCCCUCCGGCCAAGAAAAAUAGUGAGGUCAGGUUUUCUACCUCUUCCAUGGAAAUGCUACCGAACAAGACACGCGUCGGAGUCGGGAUAAUGAAGGUCCAUUGUACCGAAACGAUCGUGACAGACACGGCUCCCAGUACGGCCACGCCCACCACCCUGGUCUUCAACGAGGAGGUGAUGGAUGGCGUGGGAGACGAGGAUCAGGAGGAAUACGAGGAAAGAGAAUGCGCCACCGGCGUUGAAUUGAUUGAGAAAAUCACCGACAGCCCCAUGUUUCAACGUGGAUCCACUCGCAGUCCAGAGGAAUCUUACCUAUGAGCACAGUAUCCUAAACUUCUUUUCAACCUGCCUGCUGAUGUAUCUCUUCUAGCCGCAAUUUUAUCAACAAAAUAUUCUUCGAUUUCAUUGUUGAAAUUGAUCAGCUGAAUUGAUUUGAUUAAAAUGUUCCGUUUAGGGAAGAUGUGUUUACACCCCGCAAAGAGUCUACGCUUUCCAAAAUAUCACAUCGUCCAUUUUCCUAAUCUUUUCAUCCCAUUUGAACUA